AUGAGCAAAAGCUAUGACCCCAAAGCAACCAGAGACUUAGCUCUCGAGAAGAGCUACCUCAGGGAAGCUCGGAUAGAAGGCCAAUCUGACGGCGGUGUCUCGACCAUCACACGCGCGGGCUAUUCGCGAACGCACAUCGUCAAGUCUGACAGCUGGGCGAGCAAAGCCUUGCCCACCUGCUCUGGUAUGUGUGCGUAUACCCUUGGUCGUCAGUCCCUCGAAGAUAGUGGUCACAUCAAUGGGGUCUUUGACCCAACUGUCGGCAAGGCUGUGAACUUGAUAGACUCGGAAAUGACUGUGGUCAGAGAACCGAUAGAGGACUACUUGACGGGUCCACUGUCCUUCAAGCGACAGGCACGUUACCUGAUCCUUCAUCCUCGACAGACCAUUUACAUGCCCCAGGGCACGAUCCACUACUUCUUCCGCAAGCACGGCUACCCGACCCUGAUCACAGGUGGGUUUGGCCGAGCGACACCCUGUUACCUCGAGUUGAACAUUCUGGAUGAUACUGGCCGUCGUCGGCCUUGA
This is a messenger RNA of Fusarium proliferatum ET1, 528 nucleotides long. RefSeq lists its product as uncharacterized. Bases 1 to 528 code for a protein of 175 amino acids. The transcript is spliced from 3 exons. Lineage: Eukaryota; Fungi; Ascomycota; Sordariomycetes; Hypocreales; Nectriaceae. The record is from RefSeq and is a predicted model, not a curated record.